UUUGAACUUUGUUUUUGAAAAGGACUGUUUUAUUUGGGGAUAUUUUGAUUUUGUUUGGACGCAGCACUCCGAAAAGUCCGUUCAGCAUCACACAGCAACUCUCCAAACAUCCUGCAAUCAACCGACACCCGAAGAAACCAGGAACAUCCAGCAAAACCGGACCGUCACUCUGAAUUAAAGGGGCUGCGAGCAAGGCAGGAGGUCGGGUACACAGAGGCUGGAUGGAUGUGAGAACAUGCGGAGCUGCGGGGAGGAGCGCUCCCUCAAAAGCAAGCGGCACAGUCGGGUUAUGUAGCAGUCCAGCCUGAGCAGAGCAGCGACCGGAGCAGGCAGGGCGCAGCAUCAGAGAUUCAGGCAGCUGCAACUACAGGAAGAGGCGCUAGGAGGCCCGAGCAAGGCAGCUACAAGCCUCAUCCUAGAGGAGCGGUGCCUGUGGAUGGACAGUGCAGGCACCCAUGGCGUCGCAGGAGCUUGUGGAUGCGAGAGACUCUGCCAAUGAUAAACCAGGAAUGGAGGGUGGGGCUGCGCCCAGCAAUGGUAAAAUCUGUCCUGUCCACAAACCUGGUGGAGAGGAUACAAAGAGAGGCUUUCGGAAAGGUAUAGGAAGGCACAAUGACUAUGUCAAGAUUUCUGUGCCAGAGUCCAAGGUCAAUCGUCUGCCCAUGGAGUGGUGGAAGACCAUAAUGGCCUUCUUUUAUGCUGGUUUUAACUUGGUCCUGACAACAGUAGUCAUCACUAUCGUGCACGAGAGGGUCCCACCCAAAGAAAGCAGCCCACCUCUUCCUGAUAAGUUUUUUGACUAUAUUGACAGGGUCAAAUGGGCUUUUACAGUGACAGAGAUCAACGGCAUGGUGCUGCUGGCCAUUUGGAUAAUCCAGUUAUUCUUUUUCAGAUACAGGUCAAUAGCCUGCAGGCGGUAUUUCUUCCUCAUUGGCACCCUGUACUUGUACCGCUGUGUCACUAUGUACAUCACCACCCUGCCUGUGCCCGGCAUGCACAUGACUUGUGCUCCUAAGCUCCACGGAGACUCCCAGGCAAAAAUCCAGCGAAUUCUGCGGCUGAUUUCGGGCGGAGGUCUGUCCAUUACAAACUCCCACCUCUUAUGUGGAGACUUCCUCUACAGCGGACACACUGUGAUGCUCACUCUCACUUACCUAUUCAUCAAGGAGUACUCGCCUCGGUCGUUUUGGUGGUACCACCUCAUGUGCUGGCUGCUGAGUGCCGUGGGUGUGGUGUGCAUCUUGGUGGCACAUGAGCAUUACAGUGUGGAUGUGGUUGUGGCCUAUUUCAUCACCUCCCGCCUGUUCUGGUGGUACCACACCAUGGCCAAUUUACAGACUCUGAAAUGCUCGCCCAACAACUACCUCACCAACACCUGGUGGAACCCACUCUUCAACUUCAUGGAGAGAAACGUCCAGACCUCCAUCCCGUGCUCCUACAGCUGGCCCUUCAGCUGGCCUCCUGCCUGCCUUAAGAAUCCCUGCAAGAAAUACUCCAUGGUGCAGAGCUCACGAGAGGAGUGACACGACCUUCAUGCCCCUGUCUCCUGCACAGGAACAUAAUGAUACCAAAUGCAUCGCUGUUAAAGAAAUGCUUCUCCAAAUAUGACGAAUAAUCAUCUUGUCUCUGAGUGUUCUUUGUAGGUGUAAUUUAUUUAUGAGAUUAAGUCCAGCAAAAUCAUCAAUGUUUUUGUAACUCAGCUCCUCAUGAUAUUCAUAAAUGAACAGAGCAUUUGUUGCAACAGAGGUUUGUUGCACUAUUUACAAAACUUGAUUAUAGAUAUGCUACCGUAACUCUUUCAUACUGUUUGUGUUGAUGGGGUUUAUUUACCUCAGUAUGAUAUUAAUGUGCUCAAGUCACAAGGUGCCUUAGUGUGUUUAAUGUCAGUAGGUGUACCAAAACUGCCAUUACAAGUCCUUGCAUAUCUGUUGUGUUUUUUAUGAUCCUUUUAUUAUUAUUAUUAUUAUUAUUAUUAUUAUUAUUGAUUUUGUAUUCAUUUUAGUAGCCUUGAGUGUAUAUCCAGCUGUAGUCUCAACAUUGUACUAUUGUAUUAAAG
Messenger RNA from Plectropomus leopardus (leopard coralgrouper), 2056 nucleotides. It is a transcript of the gene sgms2a, whose product is annotated as sphingomyelin synthase 2a. Gene Ontology annotation, biological process: sphingomyelin biosynthetic process; ceramide biosynthetic process. The record is from RefSeq and is a predicted model, not a curated record. Gene Ontology annotation, cellular component: Golgi membrane; plasma membrane; endoplasmic reticulum membrane. Gene Ontology annotation, molecular function: ceramide cholinephosphotransferase activity; sphingomyelin synthase activity. NCBI's taxonomy places the organism in Eukaryota, Metazoa, Chordata, Actinopteri, Perciformes, Serranidae.